CAAAAACAGCUUCAAGUGCUCAUUUCAGAUUUUUUAUUUGUAUUAUUAUUUUUUUUAUAAAUUCAGGGAGUAAGGUGCGGUCAGAACAGGUGAGUUUACAGUCAUGCUGAUAUCAUUGUAGAUAAUUUAUGAUGCUCAUCAGAGCCAGCAAAACAAAUGCAUUAUGAAAAGGACAAACAUGCAUCACACACACACACACACACCCACACACACACACACACACACACACACACAAUGCCCAGCUAAUCCCAGUGUUGACUCUUGGAUCAUGUGGAUCAUUCUGGAUGUCUGUUGUGUCUGUGGCAGUGGUGAGCAUGUGACCCUGGGUGUGCUGUGAGCAAAAUUAAAAGCUUUAAUGCCGGUUUGACUGACAGCCAACAGACUUUAGUAACUCCCCUUACUCUGGCUCUCAAUACAGUGUGGGAAUAAAAAGAGAGCAACAUCAUUCUAAUACUAUCAGCUUGUUACUGUUGGUUUUGCCCUCACUUGUUAAUCAAUACAUGUCGGUCUGUUUCUGCAGGGAUCUACAGUGAUGGCUGUCCAGCAGAAGCUUCUCUCACUAUGGGUGUGGCUGUUGCUCAUUGCAGCACUGUGCCCAGUACAGUACGUUUACAGUAAGCGUGGCGGUAGCUCCAAGGGUCGAGGAAAAGGUGAUGGUGACAAAGAGCCUCCCUCCCAAGGCCGAGGCCUCUCCAAGCAGGGCCUGAAGUUGGUGGGAGCAGCAGCAGCCGGUAUAGUGGGAGGCACAGGCACUGGGUUCGGGCUGGGGUUCCUCGGAAAGUCGAAGCAUGGUUCUGGGAAGCAUCACAGCCAUAAGACGGUUUCUGAGCAAGAUCAACGGCAUUACCACAACGAAGGCAAAGGGCAUCAGAACCAGUCUCUGUGGAGAGCCUUCGUCAACACGGCCGCCCCGACCCACGCGACCAACAUCUUUUUCACUUUUCGACAUGUGGUGUCUUUCCUUCUAGCAGCCUGGAUCAGAGACAUUUGAUCCAAACUCCGAUCACUGGGAUG
Molecule: messenger RNA, 1014 nt
Organism: Scophthalmus maximus (turbot)
Lineage: Eukaryota; Metazoa; Chordata; Actinopteri; Pleuronectiformes; Scophthalmidae
Gene: sprn2
Product: shadow of prion protein 2
Exons: 1
Coding region: 533-991 (152 amino acids)
Source: RefSeq, a predicted model, not a curated record